AUGGCACAUCGCAAACGCGCUACCUCUGUUUCAUCAUCUUCAUCAUCCAACAGUUCUAUCUCAUCCCAGUCAGCAGUAGCUGUACCUCUGAAGAAGAUCUCAAAGAAACUCACCAGGCCAAAAAAAAAGCGCUGUUCAUCAGACGAUGACGAGAAAAUGAUUAUGGAGCCUGAGACUGACCCUCACGAAGAACUUGUCGCUGCAGCGCGUUGCAUAGCACGCUGCAUUGAUGUGUUUUGCAAGACAAAACAACUUAUCAUGGUAGGUCUUUCUCUGCAGCAGCGUGAUGCUGCAGAGAAUGGUGAUGUCUCAGAGGACGAAGAUAUUCAGGCUAGUCGCGACAAGUCACCUAAGAUCCAAGAUCGAUACAAGAGGAACUACGCUCGUCUACUCCAGCUCGUGCUGAGCUUGAAGCCUCUACUUGGUGACCCUCGGAAAAGUUUGGAACUCAAUGCUAUCAUCAAGAAGAUGGAUGCUACCAUCUCCACUACUCAUUCUGACGAUACCUUGCGCCUGAAGAACCAAAUCAGUCACUACACGGCCUUCAACCUUCGUUCCCCGAUAAUGCCACCUAUAUACGACGGCACUGGUUCGCGUACCCACCUGGGUAGUAACCACCCUGUUCUCGCUCGAUUUCUCUGUCCAGUCAGGGAACUCAAAGAAUUUUCAAAGGACACUGAGAAGGCUCAGAAAAAACUUCAAAACAGCAAGAUUAAGAUGACUGCCUCCGCUCUUCCUGCUUUUCUGUGGGCUGGGGAUCUACCAGGCAAGGACUACGACGACAAUAACAUGUUCGAAGGCAUGUUUGAGGGUCAUUUAUUGGAAAGAAUGAUGCGCCACAUCUUUACAAGUCCCUUGAGUGCGUAUGGGGAGCAGACGCGAGCGACACGCACCUGUAAUGCUGCCCUACAUGACAUGACCACAGUAGAAGCAGCGCAUAUUGCCUAUGGCUGCUUGCAGGUUCGUUUUGGUAUUGGCGCCAAGAACACUUGGUCAGAAGUCAAUGGUGAUUUCAACUAUCGGGACUUCUACAACAACAUUGUCGACCUCAUCGAAGAUUCACCCGAUCCAGAAUGGAAAGACAAGCUCCUCAGAGCUUGGAACAUGAAAUUAUUCAAGAAUGAAGAAGGCCGUGAGGGUGACUCUAUCACUAGUAAAGAUAACAAUAUUUCUAGCACCUCUCAUGAAGGAAGAGAUGAUGAUCUAGAACGAGUCCGUGCCCAAAUGGUGGCUCGUCGUGCAGCCAAAGCAGCUCCAGCACAUCCUCCUUCUCCCCCACCUUCCCUUUCACCACCUCCCCCUCCUCGCGAGUCAAUGCCAGCUUGUCCUUCCGGACCAAUGCCUUCUCGUGAGACAACUCCAGUGCCACCUCCUACUCCCAGGCCAGUUGCUACUCCCAGGCCGGUGUAG
Suillus fuscotomentosus is the source of this 1410-nucleotide messenger RNA. RefSeq lists its product as uncharacterized. The record is from RefSeq and is a predicted model, not a curated record. Lineage: Eukaryota; Fungi; Basidiomycota; Agaricomycetes; Boletales; Suillaceae. The transcript is spliced from 8 exons. Bases 1 to 1410 code for a protein of 469 amino acids.